GGUUAGUUUUAUGUCCCAGCUAAUAGCACAUUGGAAAUUGGCAAAUUGCAUUUGAUUUGCACUUUCCAUCCUGUGGCACGUGCCACAUAACCCUUCUCACGUGCCAAGUCAAUCCCCUAGUAAACUACUCUAGUCCAAGACUCAACCCUCUCUCUCGGUCUGCGAACAACUCAACACAGAACGGCAACAACUCCAGCUUCAGCAAUCUGCAUCCAUUGCUCUUCAAAACGACGCCGUUUCCAUCAAUAAAAGGGGCGUGACCUGAGAUCAACCAUCAACCAUGUGGCGGAGGCUACUCUCUUCUAACCUCAAAUCCCUAAUUUCCCAUUCUGCCCCUCUUUCAUCUACCACUCCCCGAUCNUCUGCUUCCGCCGCCGCCAGAUUCGCCACUGCCGCCACCGCUUCCCACUCCUCCACCCUCCUUUCCCGCCACUUCUCCACCCAAUCUGAUGAUGGUAAAGCAGUGAAGAAGACUGUUCAGGAUGUAAUGCCAAUUGCUACUGGGCACGAAGCUGAGGAGAUUCAGGCUGAUCUUGAGGGGAGGGAUAUCCUUGAAAUAGAUCAUCCUGAAGGUCCUUUCGGUACAAAGGAAACACCAGCUGUUGUUAAAUCUUACUAUGAUAGAAGGAUAGUUGGAUGCCCAGGAGGUGAAGGUGAGGAUGAGCAUGAUGUUGUCUGGUUUUGGCUGGAGAAAGGCAAGCCUCAUGAAUGCCCAGUUUGCUCUCAGUACUUUGUGCUUGAAGUGGUGGGACCUGGCGGAGAUCCUUACGGACACGGGGACGACGAACACCACCAUUAAUUUGCAUCCUUCAAAUUUCCUUCUGGAAUAAAUUCGAGAAAGAUGGAGAGACAUUGUUUAGCAUACACUGAGAGGGCUUUCCAAAAUCCUGGAGCCUAUGUUUGGUUUUGAUUUGUCUAUACCUUUGUUGUGUUGUUGCA
Messenger RNA from Arachis duranensis, 939 nucleotides. Its product is annotated as putative cytochrome c oxidase subunit 5b-like. The record is from RefSeq and is a predicted model, not a curated record. Gene Ontology annotation, cellular component: mitochondrial envelope. Gene Ontology annotation, biological process: mitochondrial electron transport, cytochrome c to oxygen. Lineage: Eukaryota; Viridiplantae; Streptophyta; Magnoliopsida; Fabales; Fabaceae.